Messenger RNA from Mauremys reevesii (Reeves's turtle), 2429 nucleotides. RefSeq names its product volume-regulated anion channel subunit LRRC8D-like. The record is from RefSeq and is a predicted model, not a curated record. Lineage: Eukaryota; Metazoa; Chordata; Testudines; Geoemydidae. The transcript is spliced from 2 exons. Gene Ontology annotation, molecular function: protein binding. Bases 52 to 2421 code for a protein of 789 amino acids.
UGGUGGAGCAAGGAUCUAGGGCAGGCGGCAGCCCCAAGCUGAGCAGCAGCCAUGUUUUCCCUGACGGAAGUGGCCUCCCUGAGUGAUGGCCGGGCCCCGUUCAGUACUCUGAAGCCCUGGUGGGACGUCUUCACAGACUACUUGGUUCUGGCAAUGUUGGCCAUCUCCAUCAUUGCAGGGACCCUGCUGAUCUCCACGGAUCAGGUGGUGUGUCUGCCUGUCGGCAGGACCAGCAUGGCUGCAAGUGGGUCCCUGGCUCCCAGACCUGCCUUAGGGCCUCUGGAUGGCCCAGAACACGACACUACUCCGGUCGGCACCAGGAGGGAACUUCCUGCUGCCAACAGCGGACACCCAACCAACCUUGACUACCAGCAGUACCUGUACAUUGGCCAGGUCUGCUACCACCGGGCGCUGCCGUGGCACUCCAAGUACUCCCCCUACCUGGCCCUCCUGCACGCGCUGCUCUUGAUGGUCUGUAACAACUUCUGGUUCAUAUACCCCAAGACCUCCUCCAGGAUCGAGCUGUUCCUCUCCAUCCUCCGGAAGUGCUUCCAGUCACCCUGGACAACCAAGGCUCUCUCAGAGACAGCCUGCCAGCCCUUGGAAGGCAAGCUUGGCCGGAUGAAACUCUGCUCUGCCCAGAUCUCUCAGGCUGGGGCUGGCUCCCAGGCGGAGCAGGUGUCCUUCUCCGCCAUCCUGGACCGGAAGGACGGGGAGCAGGCCAAGGCGCUCUUCGAGAAGAUCCGCACCUUCCGGGCGCACACUGAAGCCGCCAGCCUCCUCUACUGGGUCUAUGUGGGGCAGACAGUGUUCAAGGUGGCAAAGCUCUUGGCCGUGCUGGGCUACGCCUCCAGUUCUGCCAGCACCAUUGCUUUCAGGCACAUGUGCCGGCCAGGCCUGGGGGACCUUGCUGGCCACGCCACCUUCUCCUGCACCCACAGCCUGGCCUACAUCCUGCAGAAGCUGCUGCUGAGCUACCUGGCCCUGGUGCUGCUCAGUUGGCUGGUGGGGGUCUACACACUCUAUUGGCUGCUCCGGAGGCCGCUCAGGGAGUACUCCUUCGAGCAGGCCAGCAAAGAGAGCAGCGUCAGGGCCAUCCCCAAUGUCCACAAUGACUUGGCCUUCCUGCUGCACAUGGCUGACCAGUAUGACCCGCUCUGCUCCAAGAUGAUUGCCAUCUUCCUCUCCACCGCCAGCGAGAGCCAGCUGCUGGAGAUCAGAGAGGAGCACCGAGGGGACUACGAGGAGCUGCGGCGGCAGGUGAGGAGGGACACCUGGGGCCGGCUGGAGCUGAGGCUCUGUGCCCUUCCAGCCCUGCCCCAGGCUGUCUAUCAGAUGGCAGACCUGGAGGUGCUGCGGCUGGAGUGCAUGGCGGAGGUGAAGCUCUCCGCCAAGGUGGCCCAGAUGGAAGCACUGUCUGAGCUGCAGCUGCAUCACUGCCCAGCCACGAUAGAGCCCAUGGCCUUGGCCUUUCUGCAGGAACGGCUCAGGGGGCUGCAUGUCCAGUUCACUGAUGUCACCGAGAUCCCCUCCUGGCUUUACUCCUUGAAGAACCUGCGCCGGCUGCACCUCUCCAGCCACUUCUGCUCCAAUGUGCUGGCCCUGGAGUCCCUCCGGGAGCUCCGGAGCCUGGAGAUUUUGCUGCUCCAGACCAAGCUGACCAAGCUUCCUUGCUCUAUGUCCACCCACCUCCGCCAGCUCUGUAUCCAGAAUGACGGGACCAAGCUGGAGGCACUGGGGGUCCUGAAGAAGAUGAGCAGCCUCCAGCAGCUGGAGCUGCUCUGCUGCCAGCUGGAGAGGAUCCCGCCGACAGUCUGGCACUUAACUGGCUUGCGGAGGCUGGAUCUGCGCUCCAAUGGCAUCCACAGCCUUGAGAAGGGGGCUGGCUUCCAGCAUCUGGCACAGCUCACCUGCCUGAAGCUGUGGCACAACCGCAUCGCUACCCUGCCUGCUUCCAUUGGGGCAGCAGGCAGCCUGGAGGAGCUGGUGCUAUCCCACAACGAGCUGGAGUCUCUGCCCCACACCUUGUUUGCCCUGAAAAGACUCAGGCACCUGGACCUCAGCCACAACCUCCUUCGCCUCCUCCCUGCAGAGAUUGGCCAGCUGGGGACGCUGCAGCAACUCUCCAUCACCGGCAACAGGAUCAGGGCACUGCCCAGCCAGCUCUUUGCCUGCCUGGAGCUAACGUCUUUGCAGCUGGCAGACAACGCUUUGACCACGGUGCCGGCUGAGAUCGGGAGGUUGGUGCUACUCUCCAGGCUGGAGCUGACAGGGAACCCCUUGGAGUCACUCCCACUUGAGCUAGGCUGCUGCCCCCUGCUUAAGGAGACCGGGCUGAGCGUGGACAACGCCCUCUUCGAGACCCUGCCAUCUCGCGUGAAGCAGAUGCUCGCCACGCCCAUCUCUGCGCCAUCCCCGUGAGGCCUUUG